UCUUCCCCCCGUACCGCUUGUGGGGGUUUCGCAUAAACGUGAUAUACGUACAACCGUACCGUGCCCUCAGCAAACGUAGAACCGUACGGAACGCGCCGAGUACAACCGAGCGAGUGUCUCUCAGGUCUGAUGUUGAUCAUCAACCGCCCAGAAGUUUUGAUCGUAGCCGACGACAGCGAGUAACAGUGGAAAUACUGGGGACGACGAACGGAGUUGGCCAGAUUGUUCUUGAUUUAGGGCUUUGAUCAAGAACAAUCGUUCGCCAACUGGGAAGAAAGUAAAGCUGGAACGAUAAUUUGCGUGCUGUCCGACGGACUUCCCUAUCGGAAUCGACGAAACAUGGAUACGUUCGACUCGGAACUCUACGACAGCGACGGUGAAGGCAACAACGAUGAUUCGCAAAUGAACUCGUCCGAGGGUAACAUCAUAUUAUCUUGCGAGCGCUGUGGACGACAAGGUUAUGCGAGUAGUUUCUACGGUAAGAAGAAGCAGUACUGUUCCUUCUCCUGUUCGAGACCAUCAGUCAUGGCGAAGAAAAUUCAGCAGAAGAAGAAUCAACAUAGAGUGCCAGGGAGCCAUGAUUGGCGGGGGAUGUUGGACUCUACAGGGUUCCAAGUCAGUUCAGUGGCUUCUUUCAAGAACGCGCCGCUAUCCGAAUGGUGGGCCAGGAACGUCACCAUCGGCAUGAAGGUCGAAGUGCAAAAUCACGAUGCUCCUGAAAAUAUUCACCGCGUAGUAUACUGGGUGGCUACCAUAUGCGACAUCAAAGGCUACUAUGUCAAGCUACGAUACGUCGGAUUCGAUAACGACGCGGCGGACUUCUGGGCCAACCUAUGCUACGUACAAGAAGAAGAUACUCAUAUUGUUGAUCACUCAGUUCAUCAUGUCGGAUGGUGCGCAUUCAACGAUAAACCGCUCGUUCCGCCGAAAACGAUAGAAGACAAGACCGAGAAUUGGAAAGACUACAUGGUUCAGAAGCUGACGGGAAGUAAAACACUCCCGCACAACUUCCAACAAGUAGUCCGAGAAAAGCUCAAAAGCCGCUUGGAAAUCGGAAUGAAGCUCGAAGCAAUCGAUAAGACGAGGCUGAGCUCUCUCCGAGUUGCCGUGGUGAACAAAAUCGUCGGGCGGAGAGUUUACGUCAAGUACGAGCGGAUGGAAGAAGACGACGAAGGUUUUUGGUUCCACGAGAAGUCCAGUAUGAUACAUCCCGUGGGCUGGGCUCGAGUACAUGGUCAUGAGCUUCUGUCCACGGAAGAAUACGCGAGGAGUAGUCUUUCCAAAGCCACGUCAAACAAAUUCGGAUCGAAGGAAGCUUCGUGGGUUCAUAUACCGCCAUUGGAACUCCCCGAGAGCGUGUUCAAAGCAUUUGAAACUAAUCAUUUCGAAGUAGGAAUGAAGCUUGAGGUCAUUGAUCCACUCAAUCUGUCCACUAUCUGUGUCGGAACCGUUCACAAAAUUCUACGCAAUAAUUAUUUGAUGAUCGGCGUCGAUGGAGCGACUCAUCCGAACGGAUCUGACUUAAUGUGCUAUCACGCAUCGUCACCCUAUAUAUUCCCAGCAGGCUUUUGCAAAUUAUAUAAUCUUGACUUGCAACCGCCCCACCAGAUCAAGAGAAAGGACUUUGACUGGGACGAAUAUCUCAAGGAGACGAAAAGCAAAGCAGCACCGUUCUGUCUGUUCCGGAGAGGCUUGCCGAACCAUGAUUUCAAGGCGGGCCAGUAUCUCGAAGCAGUCGAUUUGAUGGACCCGAAACUGAUCUGCGUUGCCAGGGUGACUCAUGUGGUAGAUCGCCUCGUGAGGAUUCAUUUCGAAGGAUGGAGUGAAGAAUACGAUCAGUGGGUGGACUGCGAUAGCCCCGAUAUCUUCCCAGUGGGCUGGUGCGAUGUUGUGGAAUAUCUACUCACCCCUCCGAACCCAGCUGGCGAAGGUCCGAGCGGCGCUCAAAGUUCAGCUAAGAAGAAGAGAGAAAGCACUUCAACCGGCCGACGGAAAAAACGCAAGAUGAACAAAGGAGGGAGUAACGGGAAGUUCGAUGAGCCGAAACAGGCAGUCAGCAGUUUGGAAGGCCCAUAGGAUAGGACGGGAGUUUUUCAUGUGCGAUACCCUCUUUGCUCCAUAUUGCGCAACGAGCGUAGUCAUC
Molecule: messenger RNA, 2143 nt
Organism: Galendromus occidentalis (western predatory mite)
Lineage: Eukaryota; Metazoa; Arthropoda; Arachnida; Mesostigmata; Phytoseiidae
Product: MBT domain-containing protein 1
Exons: 9
Coding region: 340-2076 (578 amino acids)
Biological process (GO): negative regulation of DNA-templated transcription
Cellular component (GO): nucleus
Molecular function (GO): chromatin binding; zinc ion binding
Source: RefSeq, a predicted model, not a curated record